GUCUUGGAUUGCUUGGAGUCCGCGAAUAUUUUGUUUUUUUUCUGAUUCUGAUUAAAUACUAUAAAAUACGAUUAAAUAAAUUGAAUUAUGGCAGACGAUAUUCUGUUUGAAUUGCUACAUUCCGAAAUAAUUAACUAUGCUUUAGACCAAUCCAAAUCUAAUGACGAUGCUGCAAAAAAGGAAGUGGAUCUUUCUAAUGUUGAAUAUAUUGGAUUCGCUGCUGGUUAUAAAGUGAUGGAAAGGUUGACGCGUGAGUGGCCGCGUUUCAAAGACGAACUAGAUACUAUGAAGUUUAUUUGUACUGAUUUUUGGACAUGUAUUUAUAAAAAACAGAUAGAUAACUUGCGUACUAAUCACCAGGGAGUUUAUGUGCUGCAAGAUAAUUCCUUCAGGUUCCUUACAAGUUUCUCCAAUGGACAACAAUACUUGGAAUAUGCACCACGGUAUGUUGCCUACACUUGUGGCCUGAUAAGAGGUGGCCUAGCAAACCUGAGUCUCAACAGUGUGGUGACAGCAGAGGUGCAAGCAAUGCCAUCAUGUAAAUUUCAUAUUCAUGUUCAAAGAACCUAAAAGUUAAAAUAUUUAUAUCCAGUUAAAUUAUAACAUACUAUCAAAAUUAAAUCUCACAUUUGGUUUCAAA
Plutella xylostella (diamondback moth) is the source of this 640-nucleotide messenger RNA. RefSeq names its product trafficking protein particle complex subunit Trs33 (gene Trs33). Lineage: Eukaryota; Metazoa; Arthropoda; Insecta; Lepidoptera; Plutellidae. The record is from RefSeq and is a predicted model, not a curated record. Gene Ontology annotation, biological process: endoplasmic reticulum to Golgi vesicle-mediated transport; regulation of GTPase activity. Gene Ontology annotation, cellular component: cis-Golgi network; trans-Golgi network; TRAPP complex.